This is a messenger RNA of Closterium sp. Naga37s-1, 963 nucleotides long. NCBI's taxonomy places the organism in Eukaryota, Viridiplantae, Streptophyta, Zygnematophyceae, Desmidiales, Closteriaceae. The record is from the annotation of a GenBank genome assembly.
AUGGGCGCGACAAGACACAUACCGACCGCUUUAGUCCUCCUCCUAAUACUCCUUACACUGCAGCCGCCCCCCGCUACUCGCGGGCAGACAUUCAACGACAUUCGUUACAAGGGCGUGGGGUUACAGACAUGCGUACCUUCCGCGAGAGUUCGCUGCAACCGGCCGUGCAACUCGACGGCGGGGACGGACGGCCGGUAUCUGGUGCCCAUCCGACCCAGCCCGGUGUGCGCAGGCUGCGGCAUGUGCGUCAUCUACCCCGCGGCGGCGGCUGCGCCCGCGUGCGCCACGGCCAACAUCACGGUCAAGAAAGUCGUUCGCUUGAACGCCAAUGUCUCCACUGUCGGCACCCCCUGCGGCAGCACCAAAAACGACCCGCACUUCCGCGGCGCGCACGGCACGCGGUUCGAGUUCAACGGCGCGCCGGAGAAGUCGUACUGCCUGCUGACGGACUCGAGCCUGCACGUGAACAUGAAGAUGCGGGGGUACUACGACACGCGCACCAUCGGCGCGUCUCUGCUGCGCAACGGGCUGGCCGUGCGCACGUGGAUCCGCGAGCUGGGGGUCGUCUGGCGGGAGCCUUUCGCGGAGGGCGCGCGGAUGGCGGAAGCCGCAGGGGGGGCGGAGGCGGCGGAAGGAGAAGACGAAGCGAAAGAAGAGGCGGAAGGGGAACGGGAAGGCGGAAACGGGGUAGCGGAGUUGCCUGUGGGAGGUCUACGGCGGAAGCACACGCUGCGGCUGGUGGCGAGGGACGGGAAGGGGCAGGGGCGGACGGAGGGCGGGCGACUCUUACGACUCGUGGAGCUAGAUGGAAAGGCGAUGCCGGAAUUAGAAGUAAGUCGAGGGGGCAGUGUGCAAGUGGCCGGGGAUAGGGGGGCGAGAAGAAGGGGAAAGGGGGGUGUGGGAAUGGGAUGCUUGGGGAGGAGUGGUAAAGCGUUAGAAGAAUUCGACUGUUGUGGGCGGUAG